AUGAGUAGUAAGAAAUAUUUUGAAUUUAUUAAAAAAAAAAAAGUGAAUAAAAUGGGACUGAUGACUAAAAAAGGAACAAAUAAGUAUGAAUUUACUGACAAUCUUAGUUUUUAUUUAAAAAGCGAGUGGAGUAAGUCGCAAUUUUUUAAUUCCGAAGAUAUUCCUAAUUAUGAAUUUAACAUGCUCGCACGAAUAGCUGGUGAUAAGCAGAGCAUUGAUAUACGAGUACAAAAAAGUGAUCUUCGAGCAGCAGUUGCAGUUGUAAAAGUACAAUUAGACAGGCAAAGGCCGAUGAUUAGCUGUGUAGUAGAUUGGAAGAGAAAUGUUGAUUUUAAUAAUUUUAUAUUUUCUCUUGCUGUUGAUGAAUAUUUAAAAAAAGGCUGUGGAUCUAGUUUCAACAAAUAUGUCACAGUGAGUUGUUCAAUAUUCUGGUUUGGAUUCGUUGAGGAUUUUUAUUGUUCGUAUGGAUGCAGACAUGUAGAAAAUUAUUACAAAAGCAAUGAAUUUAGUGACAUGGUGAUUAUUGUUGACGAUAAUAAAUUUCCUGCUCAUCAGAAUAUUUUAGCAAGACAAAGUUCUAUUUUCCGUGAUAUGUUGACUAGUAACUUGAAAAAGUCUGGAGAAAACAGUAUUUCUUUCCCGGGUGUCGAUGUCAAGAUUAUCAAAGAAAUGAUUUUGUUUUUCUACCAAAACAGAUUAGAUGAUGCUGAAAAAGAUGAAGAAAUGGCGUUAAAAUUGGUGAAGUUUGCAGCUAUGUAUCAGAUUGACUAUUUAAAAACUGCUUGUGAAUAUCUUUUGGUGAAAAACUUGAAAAUUGAUAACGUAUUUGACCUCUAUUCUGUCGCUAAGGAUUGUAAUUUAACAACUUUACAACAACAUGCAAUUACGCUUAUUAAAAACAAUAUUUUUGAAAUGGGUGUGAUACCUGAAAAAAGCAAGGAUGAAUUUGCAUUACAUCAUAAAUUCAAAUUAAAUUACCAAAAACACAAGGAAGAAUCAAUUACUCUCAAUACAGCAGAUACAAUAGACAUUCCUGAUACAGAAUUCACUUUUUUUGCCCAAAUAAAUAAUCAUAAAAAUCUGCAUGUAAAAAUAGAAAAAAGUGAUCAAAGAUCAGCAGUUGUAAUCAUUAAAGUACAAAUUGGGAAUCAAAAGCCGAUCAUUUGCCAGUUAGCUGAUUGGAAAAAAACAGUUAAUUUUAACAACGAUCCAAUCCCUCUUACUCUUGAUGUAUUAAAUGGUCACGAAUACGAAAUACCAAUAAAUUUUUCGGUACUCUGGCAAGGUUACAUAGAAGACGUGUAUCAUCUAGAUGUUUGUAAUCGAAUGAAAAAUUAUUACGAUAAUACUGAAUUUAGUGAUUUGAAGUUGAGCGUCGAAGAUAGUGAAUUUCCUGCUCACAAGAAUGUUUUAGCAAAACAUAGUCCUGUGUUCUACAAAAUGCUAACCAGUGAUAUGAAAGAGUCGAAAGAAAACAGAAUUUAUUUUCCAGAUGCCGAUGUUGGUACUAUCAAAGAAAUGCUUCUGUUUUUUUAUCAACAUAAAUUAGAUGAAGCUAAUAAAGAUGAAGAAAUGGUGAUAAAAUUGUUCCAUUUUUCAUCUAUGUACCAAAUUGACAAAUUAAAAACUGCUUGUGAAUAUAUUUUGAUAACAAGCUUGAAAAUUGAAAACGUGUUUAACCGUUAUUCUUUUGCUAAGAAUAAUAAUUCAAGUAUCUUACAGCAACAUGCGCUUAUUUUCAUCGAAAAUAAUGCCUUUGAAAUGCUCGAUGUAACCUGUGAAGAGAUGAAGAAGUGA
Molecule: messenger RNA, 1797 nt
Organism: Cotesia congregata
Lineage: Eukaryota; Metazoa; Arthropoda; Insecta; Hymenoptera; Braconidae
Source: the annotation of a GenBank genome assembly